AUGUCAGGACAUCAGAAUUGUGUCACCGUGUGGCCACACUGGGUCAUUGCAUCUUCUACGCUUCAAGAAGCAGAGGGUCCUUGGGGAAAUAAGCAAAGAGUUGUGGAGCUGGAACACCACACAGAGCUCACAUAUUCAGCCUUACUGUUGAUUGAUGAUGAAGUUGGAAACCAGAGAGCUGCCAUCGACUGUCCUUGGCAACCCCUUUCUCCCCCGGACCUUCCCAAGCCUUACCAGUGCCCGCAGUGCGGCAAGGACUUCAGCCACCGCUCCAACUUCAGCCGUCACAGGCGCAGCCACAGCGGCGAGGAGCCAUUCCCGUGUCCGCAAUGCAACCAGCCCCUGAGCUGGAGCUCGGACCUGACGCGUCACCUGCGCACGCACAGCGGCGAGCGCCCAUUCCCGUGCCCGCUGUGCACCCGAAGCUUCAGCCGCAGCUCGUCGCUGCUCACGCCCCGGCGCGUCCACACCGGGGAGAAGCCUUCCAAGUGCUGCGACUGCGGGAAGAGCUUCAGCCAGAGCUCGUGCCUCAUCAUCCAGCAGAGGGCGCACACAGGCGCGCGCCCCUGCCCCUGCGGUGACCGCGACCAGAGCUUCAGCAGCCGCUCCCACGUCGUCCUCGCGCACCGCAGGGUCCACACCGGCGAGGAGCCCUAUGGCUGUGAGGUGUGCGGCAAGAGCUUCAGGCAGAAGACAAACAUCAUCACGCACCGGAAGCUGCACGGGGUGGCCAGGCGGUCAGGGACGAAAGCCUGAGACUGCCAUCUGGGGCUGAGCAGGGGCGACCCAUUUCCUUACUUUCCAUGGUUCUCUGACAGUUUCAUGGGAAUCGGUGUUUUCUCUCCAACCAGACAGCAAGCAC
Galeopterus variegatus (Sunda flying lemur) is the source of this 862-nucleotide messenger RNA. Its product is annotated as zinc finger protein 774-like. The transcript has 3 exons. The coding region runs from base 1 to 756 and encodes 251 amino acids. Lineage: Eukaryota; Metazoa; Chordata; Mammalia; Dermoptera; Cynocephalidae. The record is from RefSeq and is a predicted model, not a curated record.